This is a messenger RNA of Amoebophrya sp. A25, 280 nucleotides long. The record is from the annotation of a GenBank genome assembly. NCBI's taxonomy places the organism in Eukaryota, Dinophyceae, Syndiniales, Amoebophryaceae.
GGUUGGCAUGAGCGGACUGAUGCCUUACUGUUCCGCUGCGAGAGAAUGAAAUUUUAGAAUUUCGAUGUGCAGGACGCCUAUCCCACCCUAAGCUGCUUCCAUUUCCAAUGUACAGCUCUUGCUGCCACGACCGACACCACGUAAGGAUGAAGUUUCAAGAUCGUCUAAGAGAAUUGCCUGCUCCCAAGAAAGAUCUAGAGAAUCGAUCAAAAUGUUGAAGGUGUCGCUUUAUUCCAAGGGGCUUCGCUUUCGUCUGCUUCAUUCUGCGUCUUGCUUCUAC